CACAAAACUGAUCCAGAAUGAACACCAUUAAAAUAUGUUCUAGCAAAAUAAGUGUACCAUAAUGAAAAUCUUUUUGAGAUACUGGAGGAAAAAUAUCCAAUAAGGAAAAGAAAUCCGGUGGACACUAGACUUUAAUAGCCAUGCUUUAAUCUAGGAGACAGUAGCAAAACAUGUAUGUUCAAGACAAUCUAGAAAAGACAAAGUGAAACAAAUGUUCUAUCUCUAAUGAAAUUGUCCUUCAAAUAUAAAAUCACAUUUGAAUAUACCAGACCUCAGGAAAUGGAUUUCUCAGGAACCCUUCUUGGGGACUCUUUGAUAGCCACUGUGAUUGUCAUAGGGACUGCUUGCUGGUACAUCAGACAUGGGGGUUCAUUAGACCCCCUAGCUUCUGUUUAGAUCUCUAAUCAUUCUGGACUCCCAUAUGUGUUUCUGGUCCAAAGACAGCUGUGAAAGAGGUUUUCGUAUUCCGCUGCGGUAGUACCAUUUGUCUUCUGCUCAGGUUGAAGCGGCUCUUUGUUGUUUGGGAUGUGAUUGUUUUGUCUCCCUGGUGAGGAAAGCCACACGGUGAUGAAGCCGUAGUUUGUGUGGCCUGUUCUUCACCCAGCAUACAAAUAAUCACAUCUUUCAAAUACCAAAAGGGGCAAGUAAUUUGUUUUCAUUGGUCUUUCUGUUUUAAACACAGGGAAAAGCCCACUCAACCUUGCUUAAUAAGAAAAAGGGCAAUUUCUUGGCUCAUAGGAUCUAAGAGUCCCUGUGGCAAAGCUUGAGUCUUGAGGGUCUUGGUGUCUUUCCACAGUAUUGCCUCCAUUCCUGCAUUUUGUCAAGAUGUCACAUGCAUCUUUGACAAGCACUGAGCUUCUAUUUAAAAAUAAAAAGAACAGUUUCUCAGUAUUUUUUUUUACAAACUCCUGAGAUAAAUAUAUAUUGGUCCAACUCAAGUCCUAUGACUAGUCCUAACCAAUUGCUCUAUCAGGGAAAUUAAAUGCCUGUGCUAUGUUCACAAAUAGACUAUGUUGUCUUUAGAACUGCCAGAUUCCCAAACAGAAGCCAGUGGCUUCUGGAAAGAGGAAAGGAAGGAAUGGCUGUGGGAAAAGCUAUCAGUGACGGAGUUUUUAAUUGAAUGCUCAGUUGAGUCCUCUGGAGAUGAUCAGACAUUGACUUGUCCAUUAUGCAGGUAUCUUCCGCAGAGGUAUGCAUCGGACCCAUGCGACUGACACAGGACCCUAUUCAGGUUUUGCUCGUCUUUGCCAAGGAAGAUAGUCAGAGUGAUGGCUUCUGGUGGGCCUGUGACAGAGCGGGAUACAGGUGCAACAUUGCCCGGACUCCAGAGUCAGCUCUUGAAUGCUUUCUGGAUAAGCACCAUGAAAUUAUCGUGAUCGAUCACAGGAAAACUCGGUACUUCGAUGCAGAAGCGGUGUGCAGGUCAAUCCGGGCCACAAACCCCUCGGAGCACACAGUGAUCUUGGCGGUGGUUUCGCACGUAUCUGAUGACUGUGAAGAGGCCUCAGUCCUUCCUCUCCUCCAUGCAGGCUUCAACCGGAGAUUUAUGGAGAAUAGCAGCAUAAUUGCUUGCUAUAAUGAACUGAUUCAAAUAGAACACGGUGAAGUUCGCUCACAGUUCAAAUUACGGGCCUGCAAUUCAGUGUUUACAGCAUUAGACCACUGUCACGAAGCCAUAGAAAUAACAAGUGAUGACCACGUGAUCCAGUAUGUCAACCCAGCCUUUGAGCGGAUGAUGGGCUACCACAAAGGGGAGCUGCUGGGGAAAGAACUUGCUGACCUGCCCAAGAGUGACAAGAACCGGGCUGACCUCCUCGACACCAUCAAUACCUGCAUCAAGAAGGGAAAGGAGUGGCAGGGGGUUUACUAUGCCAGACGGAAAUCCGGGGACAGCAUCCAACAGCACGUGAAGAUCACCCCAGUGAUUGGCCAAGGAGGGAAAAUUAGGCAUUUUGUCUCCCUCAAGAAGCUGUGCUGUACCACUGACAAUAAUAAGCAGAUCCACAGGAUUCAUCGUGAUUCCGGAGAUAACUCCCAGACAGAGCCUCAUCCGUUCCGAUUCAAGAGCCGGCGGAAAGAGUCCAUUGAUGUCAAGUCCAUAUCAUCUCGAAGCAGCGAUGCGCCAAGCCUGCAGACCCGCCGCUACCCCUCCAUGGCCAGGAUCCACUCCAUGACCAUCGAAGCCCCCAUCACGAAGGUUAUAAAUAUAAUCAAUGCUGCCCAAGAGAACAGCCCAGUCACAGUGGCAGAAGCCUUAGACAGAGUUCUAGAAAUUUUACGGACCACAGAACUGUACUCCCCCCAGCUGGGUACCAAAGAUGAAGAUCCACACACCAGCGAUCUUGUGGGAGGCCUGAUGACGGAUGGCUUGAGAAGACUGUCAGGAAAUGAAUAUGUGUUCACAAAGAAUGUGCAUCAGAGUCACAGUCACCUUGCCAUGCCGGUGACGAUCAACGACGUCCCCCCUUCCAUCGCCCAGUUACUCGAUAACGAGGAAAGCUGGGACUUCAACAUCUUUGAACUGGAGGCGGUUACACACAAACGGCCAUUAGUCUACUUGGGCUUAAAGGUCUUCUCCCGGUUUGGAGUAUGUGAAUUUUUAAACUGUACCGAAACUACUCUUCGGGCCUGGCUACAAGUGAUAGAGGCCAACUACCAUUCCUCCAAUGCCUACCACAACUCCACGCACGCCGCAGACGUCCUACACGCCACCGCCUUCUUCCUUGGGAAGGAGAGGGUGAAGGGCAGCCUCGAUCAGCUGGAUGAGGUGGCGGCCCUGAUUGCGGCCACCGUCCAUGACGUAGAUCACCCCGGGAGGACCAACUCCUUCCUGUGCAACGCUGGCAGCGAGCUCGCCGUGCUGUACAAUGACACCGCGGUCCUGGAGAGCCACCACACGGCCCUGGCCUUCCAGCUCACGGCCAAGGACACCAAGUGCAACAUCUUCAAGAAUAUCGACAGGAAUCAUUAUCGAACCCUGCGUCAGGCUAUUAUUGAUAUGGUGUUGGCAACAGAGAUGACAAAACACUUUGAACAUGUGAACAAAUUUGUGAACAGCAUCAACAAGCCAUUGGCAGCCGAGAUCGAGGGCAGGGACUGUGAGUGCAAUCCUACCAGCAAGAACUUUCCUGAAAACCAGAUCUUGAUCAAGCGCAUGAUGAUCAAGUGUGCAGACGUGGCUAACCCAUGCCGACCCUUGGAGCUGUGCAUCGAAUGGGCUGGGCGGAUCUCCGAGGAGUAUUUUGCACAGACUGAUGAAGAAAAGCGACAAGGGCUACCUGUGGUCAUGCCGGUGUUCGACCGCAAUACCUGCAGCAUCCCCAAGUCCCAGAUCUCCUUCAUCGACUACUUCAUAACGGACAUGUUCGAUGCCUGGGAUGCCUUUGCACACCUGCCAGCCCUGAUGCAGCACUUGGCGGAUAACUACAAACAUUGGAAGACGUUAGAUGAUCUCAAGUGCAAAAGUCUGAGGCUUCCAUCCGACCCCUAAAGCUGAGUGGAGGAGACUGACCUCUUCAAAGGACACUGUGACUCAGGAGUGGACAAGAGGCUGUCCUUCAUACAAAAAUGACUGGUGCAGGUUAAGGAGCUAAUGUUUAAUAUUUGACUUUAAGUCAUGCAAGUCUCCAAAUUUCAUUUUUAUAAGUUAUGUUCCAUGAAGAAAAAUGUAUGUUCUUUUGAGUGAUCACUCAGUGCCAGAAGGAAUAAUGGCGGUUUCCUGUGCUGGGCUGUCAUCUGCGCACCCUCGUAAAAUCAUGGAGCUGAUGAAGACCUGGUACCCGUGAGCCUGGCCCCUGGGCUGGGGAGCUUAGCCAGUGUUCCGCUUACCCUUUCCCAUUAAAUCACCAACACCGUCUACUCGACCACUUUCCCCGACAGCAUCCGUCUGCGGGACUCCUAAGAAGCAGAGCUGAACAGAUCGACGGAGGAGGAGACACGCUGCCUAAAAUGAGCAGAACAACAGGGACGAAACUAUGGAAGUGAUUAGCUCCGCACUCCCCUGGCUAGGUGGUUCUCCCGGAUGGUGGUGUGCUAGUCAGGUUAGCAUGAGCCUGGGCCUGGUGAGUGCUCCCUGUAGAAGGGCGACAGCAGCCCGCAGCGCUCCCUCCUCUCGAAGGAGUUCACCCAAGAGAAAGCCAUCCGGGAGGGAGGAGGAGCGGCCUCUCGCUCGCUCGGAGGAAAUCCAUGAGCUUCCCUUGUUCUGGGCUCACAGAGGCGGUCACGAGCACUCUCCUGAGUAUUAUAUAAAAGCCAUUUAAUCUGAAUGCCCUUGGAAAAGCUUUUUUUAAGGAAAAAAAAUUUAUAUACAUUUGCUGUUUAAAAUUUUUAUUAAAAAACAAUCUAAAUUUUCUGGGUGUAAGCCCACGGAGUCUGUUGUGCCACGCACCACCUCUACGUCGAUAUUUGGGACGGGAUGGGAUGCUUCAAGGUUCAGCUAUUUUUAACUUAUCUAUAUUUGAGAUCAUGUCAUUUGCUUUAAUGAUGUAAAGUUAUUGCAAGAUGUGUAAAUAUAUUAGAAAAUAGGCAUAAGGAGAGGCAGCAAAUAAUAUUUUAAGCUAUUGUAUGCUAAAAGCUUCUAAAGCACAAGUGCAUAUUUUUAUACAGCUCUUUUCACAAUUCCCCGUGAUCUAAAGUCAAACUUAAAUGUUUUCCUUCCAUCGGCCAGCCUUUCUCUGUGUGAUGGAUAUUAGGAAUUCAGUAAACCAAGUAUCUUAGUUUUACCUUUUCUGUACUCCAUGCCACAUCUUUGAGAGGUAUAUAUAGAGAUGAAGUUAAUUGAAUCAGUAGUUGAUUUUUCCAAAAGAAAAAUAUUUUUCAGAAAACUCAGAAGUGGGAUAUGGGAAGAAAAAAAUGACUUAUCACUACAUAAUGUGCCAAUGUUUUUUUCCCAUGUUUUGUACCAAAAAUGGAAACAUACAAGACAAUUCCAUGCAAAGAAAUGUAUCUAAAUUAUUUUUGUUAGAUGAUAAGAGAACUUGUUUGGUCAGGACAGCAGGCAGCUUCGUAUUCUGAUGCUCUUAUGUAAGUAAAUGUGAUUUAAUGUUUUUGUGAAGUACUUGUAACUAAAUUCCUACAGCCAUUUUUCAUUCCCAACAGCUGUUUUUAUUUUACCUCUUUGGCCUAAACUUUUCAUAAUUUCAAAUUUUGGACUUAGUGUCUUUUAUUUCAUGAAUCACACACUUUGUUUUCAGAACAUAUUAAAAUCAGGAUGGCAAAUCCUGAUAAGAAGCUUCAGAAACUUGCUGGAGGCAAGGGCAAUAUUUUUCUGAACAUCUUGCUUUUAAUUCCAUUUGGUAAGUAACAUUUAUCAGAUUCCUGAUGUUUUCUAUAUAAAAAUAUUACA
Messenger RNA from Perognathus longimembris pacificus (Pacific pocket mouse), 5344 nucleotides. RefSeq names its product phosphodiesterase 8B (gene Pde8b). The transcript is spliced from 22 exons. The record is from RefSeq and is a predicted model, not a curated record. Bases 1169 to 3490 code for a protein of 773 amino acids. NCBI's taxonomy places the organism in Eukaryota, Metazoa, Chordata, Mammalia, Rodentia, Heteromyidae. Gene Ontology annotation, biological process: signal transduction. Gene Ontology annotation, molecular function: 3',5'-cyclic-AMP phosphodiesterase activity.